Volvox carteri f. nagariensis is the source of this 1923-nucleotide messenger RNA. RefSeq lists its product as uncharacterized. The record is from RefSeq and is a predicted model, not a curated record. NCBI's taxonomy places the organism in Eukaryota, Viridiplantae, Chlorophyta, Chlorophyceae, Chlamydomonadales, Volvocaceae. The coding region runs from base 1 to 1923 and encodes 640 amino acids. The transcript has 10 exons.
AUGAUCCCCGCUGACGCAAGGCUUUGGUCCAUGGACUUCCUGGGCGGAUGCAGGCAUGCGUGGAUUGCUUUAGGUUGCACUGGACAUUUGGACGCGCUCUUGUCCUUCUCCCGGGAGCUUUCGUCGCUGUCGAUCGGCUCUACGGCUGUCGCCAGUGGAGCCGGGGACGCCCCAGCGAGCAAGGACAAGCAUGACUUUCAUCGAUUAUGCACAGACUUGUUUCGCGGCAGCAUCGAAGAUGCCAGCAGCAGCAUCGUAGUCCAUCAUGACAAACCCAGGCAGUCUACAAGCAACCUCGUUACCAGCUCAGGCUUGAAUGGUCAUCUUGCUGCAACCGGGGCAUCAUUACUGGGGAACACACUGCGCGCGGGCGUCCUGGGCUUGACAGCAUCGCCCGGCGCGCCGACAAAUCUUUUGGGUUUGUUGCCUAUCUCGGAGGCUCCCAUCGGCUGCCGUUUGUAUCAUGGUUGGUACUACGGCAGUAAGCUUCGGAGCUAUGACAUAAAGGCCGCUUCCACGGUGGACCAGCUGUGGGCUCUGCUGCGGCGACAUGGUGCCAAAAUGGAUCAUGUCAACCUGGUGGCCUUGCUGCGGCAGCUGCAUGUGGUCGCCAAGUCGUCGCCGUCAUCGGCAGCGGCGGCGGCACCCAGGCCGGCGAGGGCGGCGGGGGCGGCGGGGCCCUCCAGUAAAGCAGUGGCUGCGGCCGUCACGGCCUCCUCCUCCCGUGUGUCGGCGAAGGAGUUGGCGGCUUUGGUGCAGGAGGUGACCCGCCUAGUGAAGAAGCGAACCAAAUGGUUCGAUCCCCGUUAUGCCGCUGAGGUAGUUGACGUAACCGCCAACCUGGGCUACACGGAUAUUCGGAUGUUGUACGACAUGACGGAGAGGACGCUGGCCAGGCUUAAUGAGGCUUACAGCAAGGACCUGAUGGUCCUGCUUCGAGGUCUUAACCGUCACUCCAGACUGACUACUGCUACAGCCAACGCCGGCGGCCAAGGGCAACUACAGCUACAGCAGCAACAGCAACAGCAACAGCCGACACAACUACCGGCCGCAUUCGGUAAUGCUGCCGUCAACGCAACCGCUGUGAAACCCAAUGGGAAGAGUGGUCAGACGCUGGAUUGGCGGUUAAUUCGUUGGUGGUACGGCGGCCCAACGGUCGGGUUGUUGGAGGGAGUGGAGCGGUUUAUGUUGGCCAAGAUUCCCACGGGCAAGAUGGCGCCGGAGAACAUUGACGGACUGUUGCGCUACGUCCUGGAGCUCCCCCACAUGAACCGACCCAUCAAUCCGAAAGUACUGAAAGCCGUUGAGAAUGAUCUGCGAGAGCGAAUUCAGAUAUACGCGCCCAAGCCACUGGCAGGCGUGUUGGAGAGCUUGGUCGAGGCGCGCCACCCUCUGCCCCCUGACAUGCUGGACUCAGCCGUCAACCAGUUCAUGAAACACGGGGAGAAGCACGGCACCGGAAAUGCCGCAGCGAGGCUCCUUGAUGCCGUGGGGGGCAUGAUCAAGAUCGGUGGCAGCAAGGGCGCCUCCCCGGGUCGCUGGUUAUCUUCCCGCCCGGACCUGCUGACACUGUGCCUCAGGCUCAUGGCCAGGGAUCUCCCCGCGGCCCAACCCGAGCGUCUCGCCGAGCUCAUGUCGGUACUCGUGCGUGUUGAGGUGCCGCUGGCUUCCCUGGCGGCCAAGGCGACGACUCCAGGGGCGGGGGUAUCCGCCGUAACGCCAACAUCACCGGCACCUGCCGCCGCAGCAGAUGCUGCAGCUGCAGGUACGAACGCUGCUGCAGCCGGUUUCAUCCGAGCGCAUAAGACCGCCGUGGAGGCUGUGUCGCCGCGGCUAUCUAAAGACGUGGCGUCCAAAUUACGCCGAAGUUUUGCCCUUACCACCAUACGAGUGAGGACGCUUAUCCUUAAAAUACAACUUUAA